CUUUUGCUCUUGGGUUUAUAAAGUUCGAAGGAAAAUGGGGACUUUAUUGGGUCUGAUCUCAAUUGGACUGUUUCCUUAGCGGAUUUCAAUUUCCAAAUUCACCAAAAUUAGACCCGUAAGCUCCAAAUUCGUCAAACCCGAACAAAACCCGAAGUCCGUUCAUUCAUUUAUAUGUUUUUAUAUCACCCGGAGGCCAAUGGCGACUGCUUCGAAAGGUUCUUAUAUAAAACGAGACGCCUAGUCUUCCUUGGAUGAAGUUUCUACUGCACAGUUAAUCCUCAAAAAAAAUAGGAGGAAAAAAAGCAAGGGUUUCAGAAACGCACAAAUUGUUGCAGCCGUGAUCGUGGAAAAGAGGAAUAAUAAAAUGUUGGUUCAGCUUCCUCGGUUGACAAAUUCUUUAAGGGAACCGUUCGAUAUCGACCAAGCUUAUCUCCAGCGCAAGAUCAUCCUUGAAACCCAGAAAAAAUCUAUCAAUUCAGGAAACUCCCUUGAUGAGUUAGAGCUUGCAAGGAAGAUAGUUCAUCAAUGGGAAGAAGCUUCUGUAGAAGUGAGACAAGUAUACAAACAGUUCAUUGGGGCAGUGGUGGAGCUGAUUGAUGGAGAUGUACCUUCUGAAGAGUUCCGUGAGGUUGUGUUGACUGCUUAUCGUCUUUUUAGUGGGUCAGUGGAAGUGGAUGAAGUUGAUAAAAACAUAAAUGAGAAGACGGUAGAAUUGCAGAAAGUUAUUGGUCAUGGAGUUUCACAUGCUAAUGUGCGGAAGGUGUCCUCUUUGGUACAGAAGCUAUCUCAGUCUCAACCAAGAGACAGUGGGGCCAUACUUGGUUCUGAAAAGCAUGUAAAUGGAAGUGGAGAUGAUUCAGAAUUUGGUGCUGACCUUGCCUUUAAAGCACCAGCCCGGUUUUUGGUGGAUGUUUCUUUGGAGGAUGUGGAAUUACUGGGUGAGGAAAGCAUUGCACCUUCUUCUUCAUUUAUUGAAGGAUGGCAUGAUAAAAAUGGCCCUAUAAAUUAUCAUGGCAAUACUGAUAGUAGAAACUUCAAUUUAAGUUGGUUAAGAGAUUCAUGUGAACUAAUUGUUAGAGGGAGUACUUCACAACUUUCCCGAGAUGACCUGGCUAUGGCAAUCUGUCGGGUACUUGAUUCAGACAAACCUGGUGAAGAGAUAGCUGGCGAUUUAUUGGACCUUGUCGGGGAUAGCGCAUUUGAAACUGUUCAAGACCUUUUAUCGCAUCGAAAGGAGCUUCUUGAAGCUAUUCAUCAUGGAUUAUCUGUAUUGAAAUCUGAAAAAUUGACUUCAAGUUCUCAGUCACGCAUGCCCAGCUACGGGACCCAGGUGACUGUCCAAACAGAGUCUGAGAAGCAGAUUGAUAAACUGCGGCGCAAGGAGGAAAAGCGUAACAGACGUGCAACGGAAUAUGGGGCUGAGAAUGAUAUGUCAGCUGCAAGCUUUUCUUCUUUACUUCAAGCGAGUGAGAAGAGAAGUCCGUUUGAAGAUUUGAUUGGAUCUGGUCAAGGGUCUAAUUCUGUGGCAGUAACUGCCCUUCCACUGGGGACUGUACGGAAGCAUUUUAAGGGGUAUGAGGAGGUGAUUAUAACCCCAACACCAACUGCUCAAAUGAAACCUGGAGAAAAGCUGAUUGAGAUAAAGGAGUUGGAUGACUUCGCUCAAGCUGCUUUUCGGGGUUACAAAUCUCUGAAUCGUAUUCAGAGUCGGAUAUUCCAAACCGUAUAUCACACUAAUGAGAAUAUAUUAGUUUGUGCACCAACUGGAGCAGGCAAGACAAACAUAGCCAUGAUAUCUAUCCUACAUGAGAUUGGGCAGCAUUUCAAGGAUGGCUACUUGCAUAAAGAUGAAUUUAAGAUCGUUUAUGUUGCUCCUAUGAAGGCAUUAGCUGCUGAGGUCACAUCAACAUUUAGUCAACGCUUAUCUCCAUUGAAUAUGUGUGUGAGAGAACUUACUGGAGACAUGCAACUUUCUAAGAAUGAACUUGAAGAAACUCAGAUGAUAGUUACAACACCUGAGAAAUGGGAUGUUAUUACUCGCAAAAGUAGUGAUAUGUCACUCUCAAUGCUGGUGAAGCUCUUGAUUAUUGAUGAAGUGCAUCUUCUAAAUGAUGAUAGAGGUCCAGUAAUAGAAGCUCUAGUGGCUAGAACUCUUCGUCAGGUGGAGUCGACACAGUCAAUGAUACGAAUUGUUGGCCUUUCAGCUACUCUACCUAAUUACUUAGAGGUUGCACAGUUCCUUAGAGUGAAUGCAGAGACUGGCCUUUUUUUCUUUGAUUCUAGUUAUCGUCCAGUUCCGCUUGCUCAACAAUAUAUUGGAAUUAGUGAGCAGAACUUUGUUGCCCGUAAUGAAUUAUUGAAUGAGAUAUGCUAUAAGAAGGUGGUUGAUUCCUUAAGGCAAGGUCACCAGGCGAUGGUGUUUGUUCAUUCAAGGAAGGAUACUGUCAAAACAGCUGAGAAGCUGGUUGAGCUUGCUCGAAAGUAUGAGGGUCUUGAGCUUUUCAAGAAUGAUGCCCAUCCCCAGUUCUCCUUAAUCAAGAAGGAAGUUGUUAAGUCAAGAAACAAAGAUCUAGUUCAGCUUUUUGAUUUUGGAGUUGGUGUGCAUCAUGCUGGUAUGUUACGUUCUGAUAGGGGGCUUACUGAGAGGCUUUUCUCUGAUGGAAUCUUGAGGGUACUUGUUUGCACAGCUACCUUGGCCUGGGGUGUUAAUUUGCCUGCUCACACGGUUGUCAUCAAGGGGACUCAAUUAUAUGAUCCAAAGGCUGGUGGGUGGCGAGACCUGGGCAUGCUAGAUGUUAUGCAGAUAUUUGGAAGGGCAGGUCGACCUCAGUUUGACAAAAGUGGUGAGGGCAUCAUAAUUACAUCUCAUGACAAACUAGCCUACUAUCUGCGAUUGUUGACAAGCCAACUUCCUAUAGAAAGUCAGUUUAUCAGCUCGUUGAAAGAUAAUUUAAAUGCAGAGGUAGCAUUGGGUACUGUAACUAAUGUCAAGGAGGCUUGCGCAUGGCUUGGGUACACCUAUCUAUUUAUCAGGAUGAGGUUGAACCCACUGGCAUAUGGCAUCGGAUGGGAUGAGGUUGUUGCAGAUCCUUCUUUGAGUUUAAAGCAAAGAGCUCUAGUAACAGAUGCUGCACGUGCACUAGACAAAGCUAAAAUGAUGCGUUUUGAUGAGAAAAAUGGGAAUUUCUAUUGUACAGAGCUUGGUCGUAUUGCAAGUCACUUCUAUAUCCAAUAUUCUAGUGUUGAAACUUACAAUGAAAUGCUCAGGCGCCAUAUGAGUGACAGUGAGGUAAUUGAAAUGGUUGCCCAUUCUUCUGAAUUUGAAAACAUUGUUGUUCGAGAAGAGGAGCAGAAUGAGCUAGAGAUGCUGGCGCGCACAUCAUGCCCAUUAGAAGUUAGGGGGGGGCCUUCAAACAAGCAUGGGAAAAUUUCAAUUCUCAUUCAGCUGUACAUAUCACGUGGCUCCAUUGAUUCCUUUUCGUUGGUAUCUGAUGCUGCAUAUAUAAGUGCUAGUUUGGCUCGCAUCAUGCGUGCUUUGUUUGAAAUAUGCUUGCGCAGAGGCUGGUGUGAGAUGACAUUAUUCAUGUUGGAAUACUGCAAGGCCGUGGAUCGCCAAAUUUGGCCUCAUCAACAUCCGCUCAGACAAUUUGAUAAAGAUCUUUCACUAGAAAUAUUAAGGAAGCUUGAAGAACGAGGGGCUGACUUGGAUCGUCUUCAUGAGAUGGAAGAAAAAGACAUUGGUGCACUGAUUCGUUAUGCACCUGGAGGAAGGUUGGUUAAGCAAUAUUUAGGAUAUUUCCCUUGGGUCCAGUUAUCAGCGACUGUGAGUCCAAUAACUAGGACUGUUUUAAAGGUAGAUUUGCUUAUAUCUUCUGACUUUAUUUGGAAAGAUCGAUUUCACGGUGCUGCACAACGUUGGUGGAUACUUGUUGAGGACACUGAGAAUGAUCACAUCUACCACUCGGAGCUUUUUACACUGACAAAGAAGAUGGCUAGAGCAGAAUCUCAGAAGCUUUCCUUUACCGUACCAAUAUUUGAACCACAUCCUCCUCAGUACUACAUUCGUGCUGUUUCUGAUUCUUGGUUGUAUGCUGAGGCUUUCUACACUAUAUCAUUCCAAAAUCUAAGACUGCCAGAGGCUCUUACCACUCAUACAGAGCUUCUUGAUUUGAAGCCUCUGCCUGUAACUUCACUCGGCAACAGCACUUAUGAAUCAUUGUAUAGCUUUUCACAUUUUAAUCCGAUACAAACGCAGAUCUUUCAUGUCCUGUAUCACACAGAUAACAAUGUUCUAUUAGGAGCUCCUACGGGUAGCGGGAAAACUAUAUCGGCUGAACUUGCUAUGCUGCACCUCUUCAAUACCCAACCUGAUAUGAAGGUUAUCUACAUAGCACCUUUGAAGGCCAUUGUACGGGAAAGGAUGCAUGAUUGGAGGAAGCGUCUUGUCUCUCAGCUUGGGAAAGAAAUGGUUGAAAUGACUGGAGAUUAUACUCCAGAUUUGAUGGCCCUGUUGUCUGCUGAUAUUAUCAUAUCUACUCCUGAAAAGUGGGAUGGUAUUAGUCGGAAUUGGCAUAGUCGAAGCUAUGUCACAAAGGUUGGACUUAUGAUAUUGGAUGAGAUUCACUUACUGGGAGCUGAUCGUGGACCCAUACUGGAGGUUAUUGUUUCAAGGAUGAGAUACAUAUCAUCACAAACAGAGCGUGCAGUACGGUUUGUUGGGCUCUCCACGGCUUUGGCAAAUGCAGGUGAUUUGGCUGAUUGGUUGGGUGUUGGUGAAAUUGGGCUCUUCAACUUUAAACCAAGUGUGAGACCUGUACCUCUUAAAGUUCAUAUCCAGGGAUAUCCUGGAAAGUACUACUGCCCAAGAAUGAAUAGUAUGAAUAAACCAGCAUAUGCUGCAAUAUGCACCCAUUCACCGACGAAACCAGUUCUUAUUUUUGUUUCGUCUCGGCGUCAGACAAGGCUGACUGCUUUGGACCUUAUUCAGUAUGAAGCAUCAGACGAAAAUCCAAGGCAAUUUUUGAGUAUGCCAGAAGAAGCUUUGCAGAUGGUACUUUCCCAGGUUACUGAUCAAAACCUGAGGCAUACCUUACAGUUUGGCAUUGGAUUGCAUCAUGCUGGACUAAAUGACAAAGAUAGAUCUCUUGUUGAGGAGCUUUUUUCCAACAACAUGAUCCAGGUUUUGGUUUGUACAAGCACAUUAGCUUGGGGUGUAAAUCUUCCAGCCCAUUUGGUUAUUAUCAAGGGGCUCCACUUUCUGGCUGCUGAUGCAAGUGGAUCUCAGCAUGAGGGAACAGAGUAUUAUGAUGGGAAAACAAAGAGGUAUGUUGAUUUCCCCAUUACAGAUAUUUUGCAAAUGAUGGGUCGAGCCGGUCGUCCUCAAUAUGAUCAGCAUGGGAAGGCAGUUAUUCUUGUUCAUGAACCCAAAAAGAGCUUUUACAAAAAGUUCCUAUAUGAACCAUUUCCAGUUGAGAGUAGCCUGAGGGAGCAGUUGCAUGAUCACAUGAAUGCAGAGAUUGUUUCUGGAACAAUAUGUCAUAAAGAAGAUGCUGUUCAUUAUCUUACUUGGACCUACUUGUUCCGGAGACUGAUGGUUAAUCCUGCAUACUAUGGCUUGGAGAGUGGAGAAGAUGAAACAUUGAGUUCGUAUUUGUCCAGAUUGGUGCAAAGCACCUUUGAGGAUCUAGAAGAUAGUGGGUGCAUCAAAAUGACUGAAGACAGUGUAGAGCCUAUGAUGUUGGGAACAAUAGCAUCUCAGUAUUACCUUAGUUACAUGACUGUAUCAAUGUUUGGGUCAAACAUUGGACCAGACACGUCUCCUGAAGUGUUCUUGCAUAUUUUGUCGGGUGCUUCUGAGUAUGAUGAACUUCCUGUGCGACAUAAUGAGGAAAACUAUAAUGAAGCAUUGUCUAAGAGAGUCCGGUAUACGGUGGAUCAAAAUCGGCUUGAUGAUCCACAUGUCAAAGCAAACCUUCUAUUCCAGGCACAUUUUUCCCAGUUAGAUUUACCAAUCAGCGACUAUGUGACUGACUUAAAGUCAGUGUUGGACCAAAGCAUACGCAUCAUUCAAGCUAUGAUAGAUAUAUGUGCCAAUAGUGGAUGGCUUACAAGUUCGAUUGCUUGCAUGCAUCUAUUGCAGAUGGUCAUGCAGGGUUUGUGGUUUGAUCAGGAUUCAGCCCUCUGGAUGUUGCCGUGUAUGAAUAAUGAACUUGCUGGCUCAUUGUGCAAGAGAGGAAUUUCCACCGUACAGCAACUAUUAGAUCUUCCUAAGGCAACAUUGCAAACUGUGAUCGGAAACUUCCCUGCUUCAAAAUUAUAUCAGGAUCUGCAGCAUUUCCCCUGUAUACGAGUCAAAUUAAAACUGCUGAAGAAGGGCACUGAGAGCAAAAAGUCUCUUCAACUGAACGUCAGAUUGGAGAAGACAAAUUUGAGGCGGAAUAUGUCAAGGGCAUUUGCCCCUCGUUUCCCUAAGAUUAAAGAUGAAGCAUGGUGGCUGAUUCUUGGUAACACCAGUACUGCUGAACUAUAUGCUCUGAAGAGAGUUUCUUUCUCCGAUCGCUUAGUUACCCACAUGGAGUUACCAUCAGAUGUGACCUUGAUUCAGGGGAUGAAACUAAUUAUAGUUUCAGAUUGCUAUAUUGGUUAUGAGCAAGAACACUCCAUUGAAAAUCUUGCUGCAUAAUGCUUGGAAGUUGGGACCCAAGAUUAUUCAAAUUCACCAUCUUGAAUCAACCAACAUUACUAGUUUGCUAUCAUGGAAUUAAAGUGUAGAAUGGGAAAAGCACUUGGAAGGUUGAAAGAUCAAAGCUAAAAGGUGCAAAAUUGAAGCUGGAAGCUAAAAAUGGGAAGCUGAACAUGAGCAAUGUAGCCGUUUGAAGCCACAAGCCAUGUGUGAGCUGAUGAUUCAGCAUGAAAAUAAUUCUAGAAUUUUAGAAUAUAGUCAGGGCUAAGUUCUGUUGUCAAAUGUACUAGCAGUAUAUAUAUAUGUAAGAGAGAGAGUACCCUAAUGUACUGACGAAAUUAUGAUGAAUUAUCAGAAAAUUUGCCUUUUUAUCUAAA
Gossypium arboreum is the source of this 7059-nucleotide messenger RNA. Its product is annotated as DExH-box ATP-dependent RNA helicase DExH14. Lineage: Eukaryota; Viridiplantae; Streptophyta; Magnoliopsida; Malvales; Malvaceae. The record is from RefSeq and is a predicted model, not a curated record. Gene Ontology annotation, molecular function: ATP hydrolysis activity; nucleic acid binding; ATP binding. The transcript has 50 exons. The coding region runs from base 365 to 6682 and encodes 2105 amino acids.